GGAGAGUUCAGAUACGAUAGAAGACAUUGUUACUACGGAGGAGUCAGCGAAGAGAGCACGCCCAAUGUCUUGUCCAAAUCAAAUGAAGAUGAAUACUUCUUAGAUACACCACCCGAACGUUGGAAUUUCCUUAACUUUUAUCAUCACUGGCUCGCCUCAUUCGAUUUUAGCAACGCUUUUAAAAGAGAAGCCUUUAAACUAAGAAAAGCGCUCGAUAUUCUAAACCCAGUGAUUCUUCAAAAUUUAAGGUCAAGAUACACCUUUCAUCCUCUUAAGGCUAACAUAAGCAAUAUGGGUUCCCGUCUUGUUAAGAGUAAUAUCAAUUCCCACGACAAGGAGACCUCGAAAACUCUGCUCAGUGUAGCCCUGUGUUGUUGGUGUUUGGAAGUGGCUGCCAUAAAGUCUCCUAGUGCCAUAGUUAAGAAUGUGGCAGCUACUG
This is a messenger RNA of Paraglomus brasilianum, 439 nucleotides long. NCBI's taxonomy places the organism in Eukaryota, Fungi, Glomeromycota, Glomeromycetes, Paraglomerales, Paraglomeraceae. The record is from the annotation of a GenBank genome assembly.